CAAAGCUUUGAAAAAUGAAUAUUUAGAGGUAGCUAUACAUAAUCACAUCAAAAAUAUAAAUUGAUAUCACAUUAUAUAUUUGCAAGGUUCCAAACAACUAACAGAUGUGGAUUGACAUUGCCCAAAAAUUUAGUGAUAAAUGGGAUUUUACUCAUUGUAUAGGCGCAGUUGACGGAAAACAGAUUGUGAUGAAGGCUUCGCCGCGGUCUGGAAGUACCUUUUAUAAUUAUAAAGUUACUAAUAGUAUUGUACUUAUGGCCAUUGCGGAUGCGGACUAUCGAUUUAUAUAUAUUGAUGUCGGGUGCAAUGACAGAGCUUCGGACGUUUUUGGAAAGUCCACAUUUCAGAAAGCUUUGGACAAUAACAUACUGAGAUUGCCUUUACCACAACCAUUGCUAAAUCGUGACCGUGAUUGUCCAUACUUGUUAGUGGCGGAUGAUGCAUUCCGCAUGCAAAAGCUCAUUUUAAAACCAUACCCUGGUAAAAAUUUAACUGCCGGCCAUCGCAUAUUCAAUUACCGAUUGUCACGUGCUAGGCGCGUUGUCGAAAAUGUAUUUGGCAUUAUGGCAAAGCGGUUUCAAAUUCUAUAUCGACCAAUUCAACUGAAUGAGCAAAAAACGACCCAAAUAACACUGGCCUGCUGUACCUUGCAUAAUUUUUUAAUUAACAAUACAGAUGCUAAAAGAAUAUCACAAAGCGAAUUAGCCUCCGGGGUUGUCAAAUCCGUUUGCAUUACAUGA
This is a messenger RNA of Zeugodacus cucurbitae (melon fly), 740 nucleotides long. RefSeq lists its product as uncharacterized. The record is from RefSeq and is a predicted model, not a curated record. NCBI's taxonomy places the organism in Eukaryota, Metazoa, Arthropoda, Insecta, Diptera, Tephritidae. The coding region runs from base 105 to 740 and encodes 211 amino acids. The transcript is spliced from 2 exons.